AUGGGCGCUAUAACCCCUAAAGAAGAUUACACAAAUAUUCCACACGAAACUUUCGAUGCUGUCAUCGUUGGUGGUGGUGGUUCAGGUAUGCGCGCGUCUUACCAACUUGCUCAAGCUGGUUUGAAAGUUGCUGUUUUAACUAAAGUAUUCCCAACUCGUUCGCACACAGUUGCAGCGCAGGGUGGUAUUGGUGCAUCUCUUGGUAAUAUGCAAGAAGAUAACUGGCACUACCACUUCUACGACACUGUUAAAGGUUCUGACUGGUUAGGCGACCAAGACGCGAUCGAAUUUAUGACGCGUGAAGCGCCACAAGUGGUUUAUGAGUUAGAACACUUGGGUAUGCCAUUUGACCGUAACGCAGACGGUACGAUUUACCAACGUCCAUUCGGUGGUCACUCUGCAAACUACGGUGAAAAAGCAGUUCCACGUGCAUGUGCUGCUGCUGACCGUACAGGUCACGCACUUCUUCACACGCUUUAUCAAAGCAACGUGAAAAUGGGUACUCAAUUCUUUGUUGAAUGGAUCGCGCUUGAUCUGAUUCGUAACGAAGCAGGUGAUGUACUUGGUGUAACAGCAAUUGACCAAGAAACGGGUAAAAUUGCAGUAUUCCAAGCCAAAGCAACAUUGUUUGCUACAGGUGGUGCGGGUCGUGUUUACCGUGCAUCUACCAAUGCUUAUAUCAAUACUGGUGACGGUCUUGGUAUGGCUGCUCGUGCAGUGGUUAAAGAUUUAGUUGUGGAUAUGAAUCAGUUCUACGAUCAGUACAACAAAAUUCAUCCAUUCUUGAUCAACAACCAACCUGCGCCGCCAAAAGAGCGUUUACAGUCUCCUGAAGAACGUGAACACUUAGAUGACAAGUUCUUGGGUCCUUCAGCGUUGUUGAAUGCAUACCGUUUUAUCAUCGACUCUCGUGAUACAGCAACUCAAGAGCGUUUGGCUCGUCUAGACGACCCAUUCUCGCUAUUCCGUUGUAAAGGCAUCAUGAACUGUGUAUCAGAAAUGGGUCCACAAAUGCAAGAAGUUGCUGACGCAUUGCGUCUUGACACUGAACUUUCCGCUGAUAGUGCAGCGUAUAUUGAAGAACUUUAUGAGCAGUACUUGGCUGCACCAGACUCAGUAGAAGCUGACUGGCGUGCAUACUUCGAUAAAUACCCGAAAGGUAAUCUUUUGAUUGGUAAAGACGAAGCAACUCUAGGUGAAAUGGUUCAAGCCAUGGAAGCAACGUAUUGUGCUUCAAUUGGUGCAGAAUACAUGCACAUUGUUGAUACCAAAGAAAAACGUUGGAUUCAACAACGCCUUGAAGGUGCACGUGGUCAAUUCAACUUCACUGCAGAACAGAAAAAACACGUAUUAGAGCGUUUAACUGCGGCUGAAGGCCUAGAAAAAUUCCUAGGUAAUAAAUACGUUGGUGCAAAACGUUUCGGCGUGGAAGGUGGUGAAUCUUUCAUUCCAAUGGUUGAUGCUUUAAUUCAGCGUGCAGGUUCUGUAGGUUGUAAAGAAGUGGUCAUUGGUAUGCCACACCGUGGUCGUUUGAACCUUCUUGUAAACAUCAUGGGUAAAAACCCAGCAGACCUAUUUGGUGAGUUCGAAGGUAAGAGCUUACAUAAAAAAGGUUCUGGUGACGUUAAGUACCACCAAGGUUUCUCUUCAAACGUAAUGACUCAAGGUGGCGAAGUUCACUUGGCAUUGGCGUUUAACCCAUCACACUUAGAAAUCGUCGGCCCUGUGGUUGAAGGUUCAGUGCGUGCACGUCAAGUUCGUCGUAAAGACAUUGGUGGUGAUGACGUAUUGCCAGUCAUUGUUCACGGUGAUGCUGCAUUUGCAGGUCAAGGUGUUAACCAAGAAACCUUCCAAAUGUCACAAACACGUGGCUAUACAGUGGGUGGUACGGUUCACAUUGUGGUGAAUAACCAAGUUGGUUUCACAACAUCUGAUCCACGUGAUGCGCGUUCUACAGAAUACUGUACGGACAUCGCGAAAAUGAUCCAAGCACCGAUUUUCCAUGUGAACGGUGAUGAUCCUGAAUCAGUAUUGUUUGUUGCGCAAUUGGCACAUGACUUCCGUCAUACUUUCCGUAAAGACGUUGUCAUUGACAUGUUCUGUUACCGUCGUCGUGGUCACAACGAAGCGGACGAGCCAGCUGCAACUCAGCCAAUGAUGUAUCAAGUCAUCAGUAAGAAAACUACAACGCGUGCGCUGUAUGCAGACCAAUUGGUUCAAGAAAGCGUUUUAGACCGUGCUAAAGCGGAUCAAAUGGUUGAAGACUACCGUUCGGAUCUAGAAGCAGGCAAGCAUGUUGCAAAUGCAUUAGAAGACCGUGCUAAAGCGGAUCAAAUGGUUGAAGACUACCGUUCGGAUCUAGAAGCAGGUAAGCACGUUGCCAAUGCACUGGUACUUGAACCAAAUACAAAAAUGUUUGUAGAUUGGGCGCCGUACUUAGGGCAUGACUAUACAGACGUAUGGGAUACCACAUGUUCUGAAGAUCGCCUAAAAGAACUUGGUCGCAAAAUGCGCGAGCUUCCUGAAGGCUUCGUGAUGCAGCGUCAAGUUGCAAAAGUGAUUGAUGAUCGCUUAAAAAUGCAAACUGGCGAAAUGCCAUUGAACUGGGGUGCUGCGGAAACUUUGGCUUAUGCAUCUAUUUUAGAUGAUGGCUAUUUGGUUCGUUUGACUGGUGAAGAUGUAGGUCGUGGUACCUUCUCACACCGUCAUGCAAAACUGCAUAACCAAGUGGAUGGUUCAACCUAUAUUCCGCUUUGCCAUAUCAAAGAAAAUCAACCACGUACUGCUAUUUAUGACUCAUUAUUGUCUGAAAUGGCGGUGUUAGGUUUUGAGUAUGGUUAUGCAACGACUCUGCCUAAGAGCUUGGUGAUUUGGGAAGCACAAUUUGGUGACUUCGCAAACUGUGCACAGGUGGUGAUCGAUCAGUUCAUCGCAUCAGGUGAAACCAAGUGGGAGCGUGUGUGUGGUUUAACCUUACUUCUUCCUCACGGUUUUGAAGGUCAAGGUCCAGAGCACUCAUCUGCACGUUUAGAGCGUUUCUUACAGCUAUGUGCUGAAGACAACAUGCAAGUGAUGACACCGACUACGCCUGCACAGAUUUUCCAUGCUUUACGUCGUCAAGCGAUUCGCCCAAUUCGUAAGCCAAUGAUCAUCAUGUCACCGAAGUCUUUACUUCGUCACAAGCUUGCAACGUCUACUUUAAGUGAACUUGCAAACGGUACAUUCCAAACUGUGAUUGAUGAAAUCGACAACAUCAACAAAGCAGACGUAACACGUUUAGUGCUUUGUGGUGGUAAGGUUUACUACGACUUGCUUGAGAAACGUCGUGAGCAAGAGUUGAAUAACACUGCAAUCGUUCGUAUUGAACAAUUGUAUCCAUACCCUGAACAACGUAUUGCUGAAGUUCUUGCUCAAUAUCCAAAUGUGAAAGACAUUGUUUGGACGCAAGAAGAGCCGAAGAACCAAGGCGCUUGGUUAUUUAUUGCUCCUCGUCUAUAUGAUGAUGUAAUGAAGUCGGCUAAACCAGUACAUAAAGUUGUUUUAGAAGUUGUUGCUCCUGCUGACGGUACAAUUGCAUCGAUCAUUAAAGGUGAAGGUGACACUGUUCUUUCAAAUGAAGUGAUUGCACAGUUUGAAGAAGGUGCUGUAUCUGGCGCUGCGCAAACUGAAGCAGUUCAGUCUGAAGCGAAAGUAGAACAAGCGGUUGUUCAAACUGAAGCGGGUGCUGCACCAGUCGUUGAACGUGCUCAAGUUGCUGAUCAAGCGCCUGCUGUACGUAAAGCAUUGACUGAGUCUGGUAUUCCAGCUGCUGAUGUUGCAGGUACAGGCCGUGGUGGUCGUAUCACGAAAGAAGAUGUGGCAAAUCAUCAAACUAAACCAGCAGCUCCAGCUGCAGCACCAUUAAGUGUUGCUGUGGGUGAGCGUGUUGAGAAACGUGUUCCAAUGACACGUCUUCGUAAGCGUGUUGCUGAGCGUCUGCUUGCUGCAACUCAAGAAACUGCAAUGUUGACGACGUUUAACGAAGUGAACAUGAAGCCAAUCAUGGAAAUGCGUGCACAAUACAAAGACGCAUUUGAGAAGCGUCACGGUGCGCGUCUUGGCUUUAUGUCUUUCUUUGUUAAAGCUGCAACUGAAGCGCUUAAACGCUACCCAGCAGUUAAUGCUUCAAUUGACGGUGAUGACAUUGUUUACCACGGUUACUAUGACAUCGGUGUAGCAGUAUCUUCUGAGCGUGGUCUAGUUGUACCUGUGCUUCGUGAUACAGACCGCAUGAACUAUGCUGAAGUUGAAAAUGGUAUCCGUGACUUUGCUUAUAAAGCACGUGAUGGCAAAUUAGGCAUCGAAGACAUGACUGGCGGUACGUUCACAAUCACCAACGGUGGUACUUUCGGUUCAUUGUUAUCGACUCCGAUCUUGAAUACACCACAAACUGCGAUUUUGGGUAUGCAUAAAAUCCAAGAGCGUCCAAUGGCUGUAAACGGUCAAGUAGAAAUCUUACCGAUGAUGUAUUUAGCGCUUUCUUAUGACCACCGUCUAAUCGAUGGUUCUGUGCCAAUUAACAUUCCAUCAGCACCAGUUGAUCAAAACAUUAUCGUUGACUCAACUGGCGCACUAGAAUUCCAAGAAGUACCUAAGCGUUUAGGUGUGAUUGGUGCAGGCGUGAUUGGUCUAGAGCUUGGUUCUGUUUGGCGUCGUUUGGGUGCUGAAGUUGUUGUAUUUGAAGCAAUGGAUGCAUUCUUACCAAUGGCCGAUAAAGCAUUGGCAAAAGACUACCAAAAACUUUUGACGAAACAAGGUCUUGAUAUUCGUGUUGGCGCUAAAGUUGCUGGCACAGAAGUUAACGGUUCUGAAGUGACUGUUAAAUAUACUCAAGGCGGCGAAGACAAAACUCAAACUUUCGACAAGUUGAUCGUUUGUGUAGGUCGUCGUGCAUACGCUGAAGGUCUAUUGGCUGAUGAUUGCGGCAUCAAACUCACCGAACGUGGUUUAGUUGAAGUGAACGAUUGGUGUGCAACGUCUGUUGAAGGCGUAUAUGCAAUUGGUGACUUAGUUCGUGGUCCAAUGCUUGCGCAUAAAGCAAUGGAAGAAGGCGUAAUGGCUGUUGAACGUAUUCACGGUCAUGCAGCUCAAGUCAACUAUGACACGAUCAUUUCUGUGAUUUACACACACCCAGAAGCGGCGUGGGUCGGUUUAACAGAACAGCAAGCGAUCGAGAAAGGCCACGAAGUGAAAACGGGUCAAUUCGGUUUUGCUGCAAACGGCCGUGCAAUGGCUGCGGGUGAAAAUGCUGGUUUCGUGAAGUUUGUUGCUGAUGCAAAAACAGAUCGUUUACUGGGUAUGCACGUGAUUGGGCCUGCUGCGUCUGAUAUCGUACACCAAGAGGGCGUACUUGCCACCACCCCAGAAGAAGCAGUAAAAGCCUUUGAACAAAUAGGCGGAAAAUUUGCUGUCAUGAAAGCUCAAGUGCAUGCACGUGGUAAGGCGGGUGGCGUAAAAGUUGUAAAGUCAGCAACGGAAGCUGCUGAAUAUGCAAAAAGCAUCAUCGGGACCAACCUUGUUACCUAUCAAACUGAUAGUCAUGGCCAACCUGUCAACAGCGUACUUGUCGCGGAAGAUGUUUAUCCUGUAGAACGUGAGCUGUAUUUAGGUGCAGUGGUUGACCGCUCAAGCCGUCGUGUGACCUUUAUGGCUUCAACCGAAGGUGGCGUCGAAAUUGAAAAGGUUGCUGAAGAAACCCCUGAAAAAAUUAUUAAAGUUGAAGUCGAUCCUUUGGUUGGCUUAUUGCCAUUUCAAGCACGUGAAGUGGCAUUUAAGUUGAACUUGAAAGAUGGUCAAGUGAAUCAAUUUGUGAAAGUAAUGUCUGCUGCGUAUCAAGCAUUUAUUGAAAAUGACUUUGCAUUGUUUGAAAUUAAUCCGCUGUCUGUCCGUGAAAAUGGUGACAUCCUAUGUGUCGAUGCCAAAGUGGGGAUCGAUUCAAACGCGCUGUAUCGUUUACCUGAAAUUGCUGCGCUGCGCGAUAAGUCACAGGAAAAUGAACGGGAGUUGAAAGCAUCUGAAUUUGACCUCAACUACGUCGCGCUUGAAGGCAACAUUGGCUGUAUGGUCAAUGGUGCAGGCCUUGCGAUGGCAACCAUGGAUAUUAUUAAACUCUAUGGCGGCCAACCUGCGAACUUCCUUGAUGUGGGUGGUGGUGCAACCAAAGACCGUGUGAUUGAAGCGUUUAAAAUUAUUCUGGCAGAUACCUCUGUACAAGGGGUAUUGAUUAAUAUCUUCGGUGGAAUUGUACGUUGUGACAUGAUUGCUGAAGCAAUUAUUGCAGCGGUUCAAGAAGUAAAUGUGACCGUACCUGUGGUUGUUCGUUUAGAAGGGAACAAUGCUGAAUUGGGUGCCAAAUUACUUGAUGAAUCAGGCAAAAACGGCACAUUCCACUCAGCACAAGCACUAGAUUAUGGAACUAAAGUCGUUGGUGGGGUAACUCCUGGUAAAGGUGGCACAACCCAUCUAGAUUUACCUGUGUUUAACACCAUGAAAGAUGCAGUUGCAGUGGACUCAGGUGUUGGACUGAUUGUGGUCAUCACAGAAGGUGUGCCAACUUUAGACAUGCUCAAAGCUAAGCGUUAUCUUGAAACCAAUGGUAAUGGUACGCGUCUAAUUGGUCCAAACUGUCCGGGUAUUAUUACUCCCGGUGAAUGCACGUUGACUUAUGAGGCGGUUGCUCAAACGACGAAACUGGGCUUAGGACAAUCGACCUGUAUUGGUAUUGGUGGUGAUCCAAUUCCGGGCAUGAACCAAAUUGAUUGUUUGAAACUGUUCCAAGAAGAUCCGCAAACUGAAGCGAUUAUCAUGAUUGGUGAGAUUGGUGGUACGGCUGAAGAAGAAGCAGCGGAAUAUAUUCAAUCGCAUGUGACUAAACCUGUGGUGGGUUAUAUUGCCGGUGUAACAGCACCGAAAGGCAAGCGUAUGGGGCAUGCGGGAGCGAUUAUUUCUGGUGGUAAAGGUACUGCGGAAGAAAAGUUUGCAGCAUUUGAAAAGGCGGGGAUGGCGUACACGCGUAGCCCAGCAGAACUCGGUUCAACGAUGUUCCAACUUUUAAAGGACAAAGGUAAAGCCUAUGCCUUAAAAGCUGGGGCUAUGGUCAGUAAGCAUGAGCAUUUGGUCUGUAUUGAUGGUGAUGCAUUGUUGCAUCCGCAUGCUGUGCUGUGGAUGAUGCACCAUUUAACCAGUUUUCCACGUGUAGGUGCAGUGACGGGCAACCCGAGAAUCAUUAAUCGUUCGAGUAUUCUUGGCAAAAUUCAGGUCGGGGUGUUGGUCGCUUUUCGUAAAACGGCAUUGGAUCGUAUUGGUUAUUGGCGUGACGAUAUGAUUACCGAAGACAUUGACGUGUCAUGGCGUUUGCAAUUCGACCAUUGGGAUCUGCACUAUGUACCAAAUGCUUUGGGCUAUAUUUAUAUGCCUGAAACCUUUGGGGGGUUAUGGAAACAACGUUUACGUUGGGCACAGGGUGGGAUUGAGGUCUUAUUGGCCUAUACCAAACAAAUGUUUAAAUGGCGUUUACGCCGUAUGUGGCCAGUCGCGAUUGAGUCUAUGAUCAGUAUCCUCUGGGCCUAUGUGAUGUUCGGUAUCAUUAUUUUAUAUCUCUACGGUUUGUUUUUUCCAUUACCUGAGUCCUCUAAUCUUGCUCAAAGUUUUAGCGUGAGCAUCUCAGACAUUGAGCGUUUGCAGCAAGCUGAGAACAUUACCUUGCACUACAGUGAAGAAGGUGGGCUUAAGGCGUAUGAUUUGAAUGAUCCAGUGAAAAUGCCGACUUCAAGGUCGAUGCACGUGGAUGUUGCUGCACAAAAUCAUCUGGAUAAUAGCCAAAAUGCUUGA
This is a messenger RNA of Notodromas monacha, 7869 nucleotides long. The record is from the annotation of a GenBank genome assembly. NCBI's taxonomy places the organism in Eukaryota, Metazoa, Arthropoda, Ostracoda, Podocopida, Cyprididae.